This is a messenger RNA of Bursaphelenchus xylophilus (pine wood nematode), 2375 nucleotides long. The record is from the annotation of a GenBank genome assembly. Lineage: Eukaryota; Metazoa; Nematoda; Chromadorea; Rhabditida; Aphelenchoididae.
AUGUUUUGCCGGCUGAAUGUCCUCAAAAUACCCAGAAAUCUUCGACCAAGCCGAUCCGCCACGACUUUUCAUGGUAAGUUUUUUCAAGUGUUGGUUAAUUGUCAUAUAUUUAAUUACUGUUGACUGCUUCCUAGGCCGUGCAAGUUUUAACCAGAGGACUCAUUUUUAUGGAGCAACUGCAGGAAUAGUUAUUCUUGGUGGAUUAUUCGAAGGUCGGAGAAGGUUCUUCAGAGAAGCGGAAGCAGCAACAGCGAAGACAUCAAGAAAUUCGAGUUUUGAACCUCCAGAAAGGCACGAUCUGCCAACAUUUAAAUUAGCUGAUAUUGAGAAGCAUGGAAAGAAUUCGGACCGCAUCUGGGUCAGAUACAAAACUGUACGUUCUUAUUCCUUUGUCUCCGCACAUUUUUAGGUGUAUCCGUAUAAAAUAUAAACAGCUUUUUUGCAGGGUGUUUAUGAUGUGACCGAAUUUGUGGAGAGUCACCCAGGUGGGGACAAGAUUUUGAUGGCCGGUGGUGGAUCUGUAGAACCUUUUUGGGCAAUUUAUGCGCAGCAUAAGACGAAUGAAGUCAUGGAAAUAUUGGAGACGUUGAGAAUUGGAUCUGUUGAUAUAAAAGAGUUAGAAAGCAUUCCGACGAAGGUAAAUCGCUUUCAAGGAGUUGACAAAGACUGGUUUUAGGCGACGGAUGAAAACGAUCCGUUCAGUCUUGAUCCUCCAAGACAUCCAGCUCUUUUGGUGAAUUCACAGAAACCGUUCAACGCCGAGACUCCCCCAAGUCUAAUUUUAGAUAACUUUCUAACACCUAAUGAACUUUUCUUUAUCCGGAAUCAUAUGCCUGUUCCUCAGGUAUGUAUUAUGUUGCAUCGCAGUGUCUGCUUGACUUCUGCGUUUUCUGUCAGAUUCUGGAUCAGUUAUGUUUGUUAACCGUAAUAUAGUUUUAGACGGAUGCAAAAACGCAUUCCCUUCAAAUUGAAGGCCUCGGUGUGAAAAGACCAAUUCGAUUAUCAGUUGAAGACCUCAAAUUAAAAUACGAACCAGUGAAUGUGGUGUCAGUGGUUCAAUGCGCGGGAAACAGGAGAAAUGACAUGAAUGAAUACAAGAAAGUGAAUGGAUUAAUGUGGACGGGGACCGCGAUAAGCAAUGCGAAGUGGACUGGAGCCAGAUUGAGAGUAUGUUGAGUUCUCUCUGUGAUAGUUUUGUUUAGGAUAUAUUGAUCACAGCUGGGGUUGAUCCCAAAGACAAACGGAUUAAGCAUAUCCAUUUUGAAGGUGCUGACACUGACCCUACAGGAACUAGAUACGGAGCUUCAAUUCCCUUCCACAAGGCCAUGGAUCCUGAUACAAUUAUAGCUUACAAGAUGAAUGAUCAAGACAUCCCAAAGGAUCAUGGAUUUCCCCUCAGAGCUGUUGUCCCAGGGAAUGUCGGAGCUCGUCAAGUGAAAUGGCUGACUUCCAUUAAAACUUCGGAUGUCGAGAGUCCUUCACAUUGGCAGAGAAAAGAUUACCGGUAUGGAUCAUUUAAGAUGUUGGAACAUGAUUGAAUAAGGUGUCUCCAGAAUUAUGCCCUUUUCUAUUUGAAUCUUGGAGAGAAAAUUUGGCUGUUUUUUCUUGACUAACAGGAACAAAAGCUUGGUUUCUGGUCAGAAAAUAGCGUCCUAAAUUUUUGUUUUUUAAGACCAAUUUUGUCCUCCAAAAAUUCGGUCGAUGGAAUUUUGAUAUCUAAAAUCUUUAAAAAAUCUUGGUUUAGCUCGAAAACUGAAAAAGUGUAAUUCGUGGGUGAAUGGGGCGCAAUUACUGAGUCACCCUGCUCUGAUUUUAACCGCAUAUUUCUAGAGCGUUUUCUCCAUCCGUAACACAGGCGGAUAAAAUUGAUUAUGAUUCGGUCCCAUCAAUCCAAGAAUACCCAGUUCAAAGUGCUAUUAUGACUCCGAGCAAAGGCACGAAAGUAUCCAAAGGUAACGAAGGAAUUGAAGGAUUUAUGAGUUAUUUGUGUAGAUGAUGGAACAAUCGAAGUAGCAGGUUAUUCGUGGAGCGGAGGAGGAAGGGGGAUCAUCAGAGUUGAAGUGUCUACUGAUAAUGGCGAGACUUGGUAUUCGGCGGAACUGGAACAAGAGUCAUCGCAGGAAUUGGUAUGUUGAUUUUACUGUCAGAUGCAUGUAAUAACCUUAAUGUUUUAGGAAAGAAUGUGGGCUUGGACUCUGUGGAAAGCGGAUAUUCCAAUUCCGGAGUCUGCGAAGCCUGGAGACACGGUGGAGAUUGUAUGUAAAGCAACGGAUCGAUCUUAUAAUACUCAACCAGAGACCCCAUCUGGACUAUGGAACAUCAGAGGAUUGGUGAAUACAUCAUGGCAUCGAGUAAUGGUCCAUGUUACCGAAUGA